CAGUGGGGCUCCCUUAUUGUUAUUUGUUAUUUCAUCCCCAAUUCUUUUUUUUCCUUUUAAUUUCUCUCUUUCCGUUAUAUUACUAUAUUUUCACAGUUUCAUUUCUUCAUGCUUCCUUUUCUCCCGUCCCGUCUAUGGAUUAUGGAGAUGAAGCCUUCGCCUUUCACUUCGUCUCUCCAAAACACACGAAGCUGAUCAAAACCCUAAUCAUUUUCCCGCAGAUUUUCUCGAACCAAACGGUCCAAUUCUUCUCCCUUUUCGAACCGAAAACCCAUCUGCUUCACUGACUCUCUUUUCGUUUUGUUAUUUUUGGUCUCCGAAAAUGACGUCGUAUUUGGAGGAUCAAGACGACGACGGAGGCACCUCCGAUCUCAGCACCAGCACCGGCGACCCCGAAGACAACAACAACAACGGAAACGGGGUCGUUUCGACGCAACCCAACUUCGACGAGACGACGGCGUUUCAGCAGCUGAAGGAGGAGCCCAUUGACUCCGACCCUCCGCCGCAGGCUCACUCCAUCGGCAUGGUUCCGGUGGCGAUGCAAAUGCCCAUGUCCGUGGCUGUACCCGUUUCCAACCCGACCCGACGGGCCUCUACCAAGGACCGCCACACGAAAGUCGAGGGACGCGGGCGGAGGAUCCGAAUGCCCGCCACGUGCGCGGCCCGGAUCUUCCAGCUAACCCGGGAGCUGGGCCACAAGUCCGACGGUGAAACCGUCCGGUGGCUCCUUGAACACGCCGAGGAAGCCAUCAUCGAGGCCACCGGCACCGGCACCGUUCCCGCCAUCGCCGUCUCCGUCGGUGGGACCUCGUCGGGUCUGGCUCCGGUGGGGCCCGCGGCGCCACAAGGCCUGGUUCCGGUCUGGGCCGUGGGCGGCGCCGGGCUGAUGGUCCCAGCGAAUGCUUUCUGGAUGGGCCCGGUGGGCUCGGGUGGGGGACCGUCCGGCCCACAACCGCAGAUAUGGGCCCUGUCGCCGACGGUGACGCCGGUUUUCAACGUGGCUGGGGCUACCCGGCCCGUAUCGAGUUUUGUGGCGAAUAACGGAGGAGGAGUGGAGGUUCGGGCUCCGUCGCCGGCACUGUCAAACUCAGCGGUGAGUACGAGCACGGUGGGGCCGAGGGCGGCGAAGAGGUCGUCGACGACAAUGGCGCCGAGCGUGAGCUCGUCGAGUAACAACAGUAACGGUAGCGGGAGUGGCGCGAGCAAGGCUCAGAUGCUGAGAGAUUUUUCUCUUGAAAUUUACGACAAGCAGGAGUUGCAGUUCAUGGGUCGACCCGUCGGCUCGCCAACAACUCAUCAACAUCAAACCCAGUGAUUGCAAAACCGCCAUGAGAGAGUGAGUGAGUGAAGUGGGUUUAGCGAGUUUUUUCCUAGUGUUCCGAAUUUGAUCAGAGCUGAUGAAACAGCUGCAAAUUCAAAAUAAAAAAGAAUUUAGAAAACCAAAAAAAUUAUUAUUGGGUUUUUGUUGUUUUGCUUUGUCAAUUUUCGUUUAUUUGGUUCUGAUUUCCUCUCUCAAAACUUGUAUGCCUAAACCCAAUCCAC
This is a messenger RNA of Prunus mume (Japanese apricot), 1542 nucleotides long. NCBI's taxonomy places the organism in Eukaryota, Viridiplantae, Streptophyta, Magnoliopsida, Rosales, Rosaceae. The record is from RefSeq and is a predicted model, not a curated record.